This is a messenger RNA of Saccostrea echinata, 1103 nucleotides long. Its product is annotated as RNA transcription, translation and transport factor protein-like. The record is from RefSeq and is a predicted model, not a curated record. Gene Ontology annotation, cellular component: tRNA-splicing ligase complex. Gene Ontology annotation, biological process: tRNA splicing, via endonucleolytic cleavage and ligation. The transcript is spliced from 8 exons. The coding region runs from base 21 to 767 and encodes 248 amino acids. Lineage: Eukaryota; Metazoa; Mollusca; Bivalvia; Ostreida; Ostreidae. Gene Ontology annotation, molecular function: RNA binding.
UUGGCAUUAUUGCAGUUAGAAUGUUUAGAAGAAAAUUAAGCGCUCUCGGUUACCAAAACCCAAACGAAUUCAAUGCAAAUGGUACGAUAUAUGAAAAUGAAUUUCGCAAUUUCAUCAUAUGGGUAGAGGAUCAGAAAAUUCGUCAUUACAAGAUAGAAGACCGAACAGGACUCAGGAAUAUUAAAAGCAGUGACUGGACUAAAGCAUGUGAAUCUUAUUUUAAAGAUCUAGGAUGUCCUUAUCAGCAAUCUGAGAGAACCAGUAUGAUUGAAUGGAUAUUAGCAUAUGCAGUUAGGCUCGAAUAUGGAGACCAUGUUGAUGAAUACAAGGCAGUAGAUCCUUCUAAUAUAGCCAUGUCCCAAACAGACCGUGUCCCUUCUUCAAAUCCUUUAGAUAAUUUGGAUUUUAAUGAUCCUGAUUUUAAGGCUGGUGUCACAUCUUUAUCCAUGAUUUUGCAAAUACCUCCUCAUGCUGACCACUUAGAACAAUUAAAGGCAAUUUGUAUGGUCGUGAAAGAUCGACUUUCCCAAGAAGCCAUUAAAAAAUUCUCCACAGAAAAACAGGGUGAACAACUUCCUUUAGAUCAGACAGAUUUGGGAUUUGACACUGGAGAUUACAUAAUAAAUGAAGCGGCUAAAAUCCUAAGACUUAUUCACAUUAAGAAUUUGAGAGACUUACAAACACAGAUAAAUUCAGCGAUCGUUGGGGUCCAGGCCCUUAUAGCAAAUCCUAAGACAGAUAGUCGAUUAGGAAAGGUGGGAUAUUAAGUUCUGCAGAAGAAUUCUCGACAGGAUACUUUUGUUUAUUGUUGUCUAUAGCAACAAAAGAUUGGGUUGUGGUCUUGUGGAGGACGACAUAGUGCUAUAUCUACUUAUCCAGGCUUUAGUGACUCGUUACAAGUAGAUCAAAAUAUUUCACAUUACAGUAUUUCAUUGAAAGGCUUCAAUUCAUUUGGAGUUCAGGUGUACACAUACUGUUGUGAUUAAUUAACCAUUGCUGAAUAUAUUGUAUCUCCUUAGCAUUUGAUUUAGGCCACUCAUCUCAUGAUUGUUUAAUACAACAGGGGCUUACAGUGAUUAAAUUGCUCUCUUUUUCUUCCUGAA